AUGUUAUCGCAAGGAUGCAUUUCCAAGCAAAAACAAAGCGAAAAUUUGUAUUUGCUGAGGUUGCGCUUUUCAGUGAUCAAUCAGAUAUGCUCUGGGAACCGUGGCAUGAAUGACAGAAUCAGAAGAAUUGCGCUCGAGUCACACAAUUACAGAAGAUCGAGACUUGCCCAAGGAAUGGUCAAAAAAAAUAACGGAGCAUUCCUUCGUCCUGCAACCAAUAUGUUCAAGAUGAGAUAUGAUUGCGAACUAGAAACUUCGGCGAAACAAGUCGCUGAUAAAUGCAGUACAAGUCCUACGACAGUUCUUCCAUCUCAAGUAAAGGAGAACAUCCAUCGCAUUCCCAAAAGCAGCGCGCGCUUCCGAACUGAUGCCAUGGCAGAGGCAGUCAAGUACUGGUGGGGUCUGGUGAGGCGCGUUGACGGUAUCGGAAGGAAAGCCAUAUUCAGACAAAAGCAUGAGUCUAGCCCAAUCAGACACUUCACUCUGAUGGCAUGGGCAACCACCGAAUACAUUGGAUGCGCUGUGUCGCUGUCGUGCCCCAGCGAGUGGUAUAUUGUAUGUCACUACAGAAACGGAGGUAAUAUUGUAAACGAACACGUUUACAUGCCAGGUCCCACAUGUUCAGACUGUCCCACAAGCUACCACUGUGGCGCAGACAAGUUGUGCACGAAAUCUUAA
This is a messenger RNA of Ostertagia ostertagi, 678 nucleotides long. NCBI's taxonomy places the organism in Eukaryota, Metazoa, Nematoda, Chromadorea, Rhabditida, Trichostrongylidae. The record is from the annotation of a GenBank genome assembly.